Molecule: messenger RNA, 1434 nt
Organism: Batrachochytrium dendrobatidis JAM81
Lineage: Eukaryota; Fungi; Chytridiomycota; Chytridiomycetes; Rhizophydiales
Exons: 1
Coding region: 1-1434 (477 amino acids)
Biological process (GO): regulation of DNA-templated transcription
Cellular component (GO): RNA polymerase II transcription regulator complex
Molecular function (GO): DNA-binding transcription activator activity, RNA polymerase II-specific; transcription cis-regulatory region binding
Source: RefSeq, a predicted model, not a curated record
AUGUUGAAGCCGCUGACUAGGCUAACUCUUGACCCACAAUCUAUUCUUGAUUCAACUGCAGCUAAUAAAGCUUCGUCAGCACCAAUUACUCACUAUACUAAUAAUUAUUCGAGCACUAAAAACACUGUCAAUCCCAUCGAUACACUUGAUGACGAUACCAGUGUGCGAGCAGAAUCAGAGUCAGUAACCGAGACGCCAGCACCAACUACCAAGAAACGUAAGCAGACAUCGAAGCGAGCAGAACAGAAUCGAGCAGCGCAGCGAGCAUUUCGGGAGCGUAAAGACCGAUAUACAAAAGAGCUGGAAGAAAAGCUGCUGUUGUUGGAGAUCCAGUAUAAUGCGAUUUCUGGACACAACAAUGGAUUGAAGGUUGACCAAACUGAAGAUGCAUCUUCAUUGUCAAUGCUUACAAGAUCAACAACCAAAAGCGAAGAUGAAAGCACAUCAAACCUGCUGGAUCAAUUGAAACAGGAGUUGGCAGCCAGCAACACACAGGCAGCCACACUGUUGCAAGAAAGAGAUCGAUUGAUUCAGACAGUGGAUCAGCUACAAACAGAUAUCAAACUGCUGCAUAGCGAAAAUCAACGACUGCGCUCAAUUCAGGCAGAAUAUCAAAACCACAGCCAUACUCAGGGACAUACAUUACACUCUUCAGCCAGACAUCAUUUGGGCAUAGGCAAACACCAUCCUGUGCACGUCAUUAGUGGUUCUUAUCGUCAUGGUAUUGGACGUGACGAUCGUUUGAUGCCGAGAGCAGGACCUCAACAAGAUAUGCAGCACUUUACAGUAAAAGGCGGAGCUGGGUUCAUAACUAUGCAUCCGCCCACCAGAAGAAUGUCGGGUGUGACUAGACCAGUUUUGGAAUGGUCAGCACCAGAUUCUUUAUCUAGAACCGAAUGCGUUAAAUCUUCAAACUAUUCGUUUACCACGUCUGGUUCGCAUCUGACACAGUGUCCAGCCGUUACUUUGACGUACUGCGAUUCCAAAGUGCAAAACCCAGCCAAGUCUGCAUAUGUACAUCCAUCUCAUCCGUCGUGGGUUGCGGGAGGAGCUGUGUCGAGCCAUGAAACCGCACCCAGUGCAUCUGUACUGAUUGGGCAGCCAAAGGAACUGCAACAUCACAUGAAAUCCAUCAAUACAACACUCCACGACUUGGAAUGUACGAUUGGAUUGGGAGAGCUGCAUCAAUCCACGCUUCCAUCAUUGACAGAGUUGUCGGCCUCGGAAACAACGACACCUGGACAUGUAGAGCAACUGGGAGCAUUUGAUUUGAUUGAUUUUCGACUGACAUCGACACCAGAUGCAUCAUAUUCUGCAUGGCCAGAUACAGUCAGUUUGGCAGCUCGCCCUCCAUCACCUAUUACUACACCACCCAAACUGGAGUCACUGUAUUGCCAAUCGACCGAGUUGCUGAGCUCGAACAAUGUGAUGUAG